UGCCAUAUGACAUUCACAUGACAUAUGCACGGGGUUUUAAAUAAAUGAAAACCUUACCUAAUCAUCAAACGUAUUGAUCCAUCGAACGUAUUGAUUAUUUUGGUUUUACCAUACCCGAACGCAUCCAAGGAGUGGUCCUACAUUAAAAGAUGCUAAGGUUCCUGAUUUUCACUCUGGCCAUCGCCAUGGCCUCGGCCAGCACAGAGGCCAACUGGUGUGUGUUCAAGGCCAAACACAACAAAACCUACACAGGGGACGAUGACGUCAUUAGAUGGUACAUCUGGCAAUCAAACCUGAAGAAAAUCGAAGAACACAACGAGUUGUACGCUAAAGGUCUCAAGAGUUAUUACCUCAAGGAGAACAAGUACACGGAUAUGACUAGUGAGGAAUUCGUUAAAAUCAUGAACGGAGUUCGAAUCCAGAAGACUUUGACCCCCAAAAACUUUAACAGUGGCCUUCUGAAGGACGUUCUGCCUAAAUCAGUCGACUGGCGCAAGAAGGGUUACGUCACCAAGGUCAUGGACCAGGGUCAGUGUGGGUCAUGCUGGGCCUUUGCCGCCAACGGUGCCAUCGAAGGUCAGCACUUCAAGGCCACCGGGAAACUGGUGCAGCUGUCCGCCUCCAAUCUCAUGGACUGUUCACAGAAAUAUGGAAACCAAGGCUGUAAUGGCGGCUUUAUGGAUCAAUCAUUCCAAUAUGUGAUCGAUAACAAGGGAAUCGAUACAGAAAUCAGUUAUCCAUACAAACCAGAGACUAGAAAAUGUGCCUUCAAGCGAGCAACCGUCGGUGCCACAGAAAAAUCCUACAAGGACAUCGAGUCUGGCAGUGAGAACGCUCUACAACAAGCUGUGGCCACGGUCGGGCCCGUCAGUAUAGCCAUGGACGGUAGCCACUCGUCCUUCCAGAUGUACGGGGGUGGGGUCUACGACGAGCCUGCCUGCAGCUCCACCCAGCUGGACCACGCCAUGUUGGUUGUGGGCUACGACAGUCUGGACGGCAAGGACUACUGGACGGUCAAAAACAGUUGGGGAACGACCUGGGGAGAUGAAGGUUACAUCCUGAUGUCCAGGAACAAGAAGAACCAGUGUGGUAUCGCCACCAUGGCCAGCUACGCCCUGGUGUGAAGUCAACCUGCUCCCCGUGUCUGUUGUCUUGUACGUCCGCACACUUUCAAGCCUAAUAUUCUAAUUUUCAUUAUCCACUUUGUGACGCUCUAAACAUAAUUUCAUGUACAACUUAAAUAAAAAUUUUACCAAAAUUAAA
Physella acuta is the source of this 1263-nucleotide messenger RNA. Its product is annotated as procathepsin L-like. NCBI's taxonomy places the organism in Eukaryota, Metazoa, Mollusca, Gastropoda, Physidae. The record is from RefSeq and is a predicted model, not a curated record. Gene Ontology annotation, biological process: proteolysis. Gene Ontology annotation, molecular function: cysteine-type peptidase activity.